CAGACUGCAGCAUGCUGUUGGCGGAUCCAGAACUACAGCUGGGGCAGACCAACUGGGGGUCCCACGCAAUUCCCUGGACUAGCACAAUCACCAGUGGGAGGGAAGGCAGGUUCCUCUUCAUUUCCCUUCUCUUCUUCAUCUUCGUACCUCAAGGGACAUCCUGGCCCCACAAUUACAGGUAUUUGUACAACGACUGCCCCGGUCCUGAGUGGAACGCUAUGUGUUCGGGCUGUUGUGAGUAUGAUGUGAUCCGCUGCAAAUGCCCCCUGCAGGGGACUUCAGUGGGCUAUUCUGUGCCCUGCUGCCGCAACGCCAUCAACGAGUGUGACCCCUGCAUCAUCCAUCCAGGUUGCAGCAUAUUUGAGAACUGUAAGCGGUGCAACAAUGGAACGUGGGGUCCCAGGGAUGACUUCUUCGUCAGGGGCCAAUUCUGUGCUGAGUGUCGUCCUGGAUGGUCUGGUGGAGAUUGCAUGAAGUGCGGUGGGGUGAUCCAUAAACGACAGGGCCACAUGGUGCUGGAGAGCUACUCAAACAAUGCUCGCUGUGAGUGGACAAUACAGGUGGACCGGCCUUUUACGAUCGAACUCAGGUUUAUGAUGCUGAGUUUGGAAGCACAUCCCACAUGUCGCUAUGACUACGUGGAGGUCAGAGAUGGCGACAGCAUCAACUCUCGUGUCGUGGCUCGGUUAUGUGGCAACAACAGACCUGCUCCCAUUCAGAGUUCUGGAAACAGUCUACACAUUCUUUUUGAGUCGGACGGCUACAAGAACUUCGAUGGCUUCUUCGCCACGUUCCAGGAGAGCUCAGCCUGCAGCUCCUCUCCUUGCCUACAUGAUGGAACUUGUAUCCUAGACAGCUCUUUCGCGUAUCGCUGUGCCUGUCUGGCUGGCUAUGCAGGAAAGAGGUGCGAAAAUGUGGUAGGAUGCCAUAGGCCACCUGUGCCUACCCACGGAUCCACACAGGGAGUGUUUCAUCACUCAGGGGCGCGCGUCACUUUCCAGUGUGAUUCAGGCUUUGAGUUGCGGGGGUUUUCUACUGCCAUCUGCUUGACUGAUGGCACCUGGAGUGCGCCUUCCCCGCAAUGUGUUCCAGUGGAAAGGGUCUGUGUUCUACCACCAAAGCCAGCACACGGGGACCACUUCUUGGUUUAUGGGCCCAAUGAUGUUUUAAUCGCUCUUCAGUACCUUUGCCACCAGCCUUAUGAACUCACUGGAGUCUCUCAGAGAACCUGCCUAUCUAACAAUUCCUGGAGUGGAAGUCCACCUGAUUGUAGGAGAGUGAAUAACACACUCACACAAGCUGGAAAAGAAAGGGAAGAAGCUGGAGGGGAGACAGGAAAAAGAGAAGACAAAGAAAUACAUGGUGAUAAAAAUGUCAGCAAAGACACAAAAAGCGUUGAAAAAGAAAGUGAUCUCAGGAAUACAACGAGAGAAGACAAAAACACUGGUGUUCGUCCCGAGAAAACUGGGUCUGAGGAAAAAAAUAACGGUCGGGAUAAAACGACGAGCAGCGGUGAAGACCAAGAAGACAAAGAACCUGAAAUAGUAAAACCUGGGAAGAGAGAAGACAGCCAUUCCCCAAAGUUGGAGACAGAUAUCACUGAGAUAGAGGUGAUAAAAGACAAAGGGCAGGAAGAGAAGGAAAGAAAAGAGGAGCAAGUGAAUGGAAAGAAAAACUCAGGGAAGGUCGGACCAAACGACACGAAGCUGAGGACGGUCGUCUCGGAGGAAAUGAACACAGUCAACAUAUUGGAACAGGGAACGGCGAAGAACGACACAGUCAAGGACGAUAUCAAUGACAUCAAGAAAAAAAGCAAUAACACGACAGGUUUUCCAGAGAGGAAAAUCCUUCCCUCGCAAGUCAAUAUUACACAGUAUACUUUGUAUAGGUCAGGGGGGGAGGAAGGUGGAAAACCAAAAGAAAAAACAACCAUCGGAGAAGGCAAAGCAGAGACAAGUCCUACUGAAACACCAAAAGAGGAACCUGAUAUGGAUGGGGAAGAGGAAGAGCGAUGGAAGGACAUCAACCAAAGUUUCACUGAGAGGAUGUGCCCUCCUCCCCCUCGCCUCUAUCACGGCUAUCACAGAUCGGUGCCAGGGACCAAGCCUGAGACAGUAGAGUUCUUCUGUAAUCACUCCUACGCUCUGAGUGGAGACUUCCAAUGGAGCUGCCAGCCAAAUGGUACCUGGAGCGGCAAACAGCCUCUCUGUGUUCGAGCUUGUCGGGAACCCAAAGUUUCAGAAUUGGUCCGACAAAGAAUUCACCCACCUCAAGCACCAUUCAGAAAGACACCAGUACACAAGCUGUACUCCUCUGCAUUGGGCCGACGGGUCCAGUCAGAGGGUCCCACGAAAAGCCCACCAAUACUCUCCCAACUGGCUCAAGGCUUCCAUCACCUCUACACUCAUAUAGAGUAUGACUGUGUGUCUCCUUUCUACCAACACAAUGGCAGCCCUCGGCGGACAUGCCUGAAAACAGGCAAAUGGAGUGGGCGUCAUGUCUCAUGUUCACCAGUGUGUGGGAAGCAUCCAACCUUUGAUCCCGAGAGGCCGGGAGAGGCUCACUGGCCUUGGCUGGCAGCCAUCUACCGCCGCACUACCAAUGGCGCAGGGACCAAGGUGACCAAGGCAGACAGCCACUCGGGGUCUGUGAAGAAGGAUGGUGGCGCAAAAUCUGGCAACCAUAUUCGUGAUUCUGACUGGCAGCUGGUGUGCAGUGGGGCUCUGGUUAACCAAAGGAGUGUUGUAGUCGCAGCCCACUGUGUGACAGACCUGGGGAAGGUUUACCCUCUGGAUGCAGCCAAAAUCAAGGUGGUGGUUGGGAAACACUAUCGUGAUGAUCACAGAGAGAGUAAAGGUUUCCAACAUCUGAGGGUUGCCUCCAUCAGCGUUCACCCCAACUAUGACCCCCAUAUUCUUGACUCAGACAUAGCUAUCAUCAAGUUAAUGGACAAAGCAAAGGUUGGAGAGAAAGUGUUGCCCCUCUGUCUAUCAGACAGUCAGGGUGAGGGGGAGAUCUCCGGACAAGGGCUUGUCACCGGCUGGUCUCCACUUCCUGACUCAGAUUUAAAUACUGAUGAGAAAGCAAGAGUCGGACUUGUCCAACUCGCUGACAUUGUCCCAUGCGAGCAGCAAUAUGCCCGAAAUGGUGUGCCAAUCAGUGUUACAGACAACAUGUUGUGUGCAAGCCAGAAGCCUGACUAUGGACCCUCUAACAUAUGUCCCUCUGACACUGGGGGGAUUCUUGUCCUUCCUGCUUACACUGACAACAACCAGAAUCCCUUUGUUGGCAGCAAUCAUGUUGGGAACAAAGGAUUUUGGAGACUUCUGGGACUUGUGAGCUUUGGCUAUGACCAAGGAGAGUGUGAUCCUGACCUCUAUACGGUCUACACACAUGUAGCAAACUUCAAAGUCUGGAUCGAGAGUCAUAUGAAAUAGAAAUCGUAACAUGUGACUCAUAAUAUUUAAAUGCACAUGCUUAUUUCUGUUCCUUUUUGUUUGUUUGUUCAAUCUGGUCACCCAGCAGUCUCAUUUUUGUAGUGUUUUGCACAAACGCAACACUGGACAACACUGUGCUUUAAGUCAGGGGCGUCAAACAUAUUUUCAUGAUACUGAUCAGUCCCUUCAGGAUUUUGUAAUGUUGCGAUGGCGACAAUUCACGCAAAUUCAACUAAUCCCUGCGAAUAACGCGUGGCUUUGCAAAUGUUGCACAAUCCCCGCGAAUACAAUGCACAUUUUGGCCUCGCAUAGGCAUAUUUGCCAAUCGGAUUUGUCCCAGCAGCACUCAAACGCAACACAACAUCAAAUGUCUGCCUGCAUCACCAGGGGCGACUUUGCCGCAACUUUUUGAAAAUGCUGCAGUGAAACCAUGCUUUUUUAGGUCUUAACGAUCACAAAAAACCCUGCAAAAUCCUGGAGGGACUGAUUAUUACAACCUAAUGGAAAGAUUGUGAAUUAUAGACAAAAUUCUCCAAAAAUCACAGUUCCCCUUUAAGAACUACAUUAGUAUUGCAUUGAAACAAAUAUCUCUCUAAAUUUAAAAACAUACGUACAAGAAAGAUGAAAUGCCUUAUUGACGUACAUUAUUUCCAGGCUUAUGAAAUUAAAUUAUGUGGCAAGCCAGAUGUGGCCCUCGGGCCUUGAGUUUGACCCGUGUGCUUUAAAGGGGAACUGCACUUUUUUUGGAAUUUAGCCCAUCGUUCACAAUCAUUAUGAAAGACAUGACGAUGGAUGUUAUUUUUUAUUGUUUUUGCAUUCUAAAUAUUAAAUAAAUGCGGUCAAAAGUUCGCUCACAAUGGAGCCUAUUAAGCCCUUAAAAACAACUGCAUUGAGGUUUUAUAUACAUGAUGUAACUACUGUAUACAUGUAAUGUAGGAAUGGGUACAUUUAUAGUAACAUUUAAUAUUUGCAUAUUUUGAUAAUUUUAAGCAUCAAAACGUGUUGUUUUUUCCCUUCAUCACUGAUUUUUACUCACUGGAGACUUUAUGAGAGCCAACAAACAUAAUGAAACAUCACUUACUGUACAAUGUCUGCUGUCAUUAGGAUGCUGACUGCUGGGACGUUCAUAUAUUCCUAUUUAAAUGAAGGAUGACCAUACGCCUCAUGAAGAAACAGGGCGGGGAACCACGCACGUCUUUUUGUGUCUUUCUCGCCAGUUCCAGGCCCUAAAUGGCUGUCAAAGUGUACGAACUUGUCGGAUUACCUCCUCAGACUUCUUCUGUCCAGGUGAGAGGCAUGAUUUAUGAUAUACCAUAAACUUCCAGGGAGCAAAGAAGCGAGAAAGCAGCAGACCACUCGAUGAUGUAAACAUAGGGACACGCGACUAUAAAUAGUUUGUCUGCGUUAGCGCUUAUAAUAACAAUAUCACUAAUACUUGGUCACAGGUCACAAAACGCAAAUGGAGUAUUGUUGGCACUUCAAUAUUUAGAAUGCAUUUUAAAAAAAUCCAUCCAAUAGGCAAAAUUCCAAAAGAAAAAGUGCAGUUCCCCUUUAAGUGAAGAGAUCAGUCUUGAAAAAACAACCACCCAUGAGUGCGUCUUCAGGUGAGGAACUAAUGUACUGUAUUUACUAUUUACAGUAUAUUGUAAUGUACUGAUUUUUCUGUAUGACAAUGAUCUUGAUGUAAAUAUUGUAUUGAAAAAGACUGGAAAAACUGG
Messenger RNA from Entelurus aequoreus (snake pipefish), 5155 nucleotides. Its product is annotated as inactive serine protease PAMR1-like. Lineage: Eukaryota; Metazoa; Chordata; Actinopteri; Syngnathiformes; Syngnathidae. The transcript is spliced from 14 exons. Bases 12 to 3437 code for a protein of 1141 amino acids. The record is from RefSeq and is a predicted model, not a curated record. Gene Ontology annotation, molecular function: serine-type endopeptidase activity. Gene Ontology annotation, biological process: proteolysis.